AUGACAAUGCCUCCAUACCUAGAGCGCAGUAAACGAAUUUACAACAGUUUAACAAGUUCGCAUCAGUCAAGAAGCCGCAGUUUGCCGCCAAAAGAACGAACUGUCUUUUUUCAACCGAUCUUCAAAGAUGGAAAUUUAUACUACCAGCCGUUCGGGAUACUGCCACACGAAUUCCAACCGGAAACGAUCGUUUAUGAUGGACAAAUUUAUAAGGCAGCACCAGCAGCACAAGCCGAAAUUCUGAAUCAGAAUGAGGAAGUGAAAAUAAUAACUGAUCCAGCCCAAGCGUAUGCGAAAGAGAUGGCUUCGGCAACGCCGACCACAUCGGAUGAGCUGCGCAAUCGUCGUACCUAUACGGAAUAUUUGAAGACAGCAGAAGAUGCACAGAUUCGCGCAGCUCAGCUUCAGCAGGCAACUUUAACCUGCUUCUUAUUCACACAGACUUUGCUGCUUCAAUAA
Molecule: messenger RNA, 459 nt
Organism: Gongylonema pulchrum
Lineage: Eukaryota; Metazoa; Nematoda; Chromadorea; Rhabditida; Gongylonematidae
Source: the annotation of a GenBank genome assembly